UGUCUCUCAAACAUUAAGCUGUAAACACGAGUCUCAGAGAUUCCGGAACAAGCAACACCGUUUCCGGGACUCGAUUCAUCCCGCGAUUUGGGGACCGCGGUGUGAGGGAAAUAAAGUCGAUGGGGGCAAAGCUGAGGAAUAAUUAGCAACGCUGGCCAGGCGGUGGAAGUAAACACGGAGCGAGGCCGAGGAGGAAGGAGGUCAUCGAGGCGGGGAGGACGGCGCCUUGAGGAAGAAGCAUCUAAUCUGCAGAGCAUAUUAUGUGUCACUAAGCAUUCCCCAGCUGCAAAUAAGUGAGAUGCAAAGCGAAAUGUCAAACUUUGAUGGUUUACCAUUAUCAAGGGAAAUGCAGGAUUUACAGAAUCGAUUUAAUACGAUGAUGCAAAGAAUCAACAGCAACUCAAAGGUUGCAGCAUUUGUGAAUUCCUCUUUGGGACAGUACCUGGAUGAGCAUCCCUUCCUUGCCUUAUUACUGAUAGUUUUUACCAUAAUGUCAGCUGUGCCGGUUGGCUUAUUCCUGAUUUUUGCAGUGAUUACAUCCCUUCUGGCCUGUAUUGGGUUCAUUGUUAUGGAAGGUGUGAUAUUGUCAGUUGGUGGAGUCAUUCUCCUUUGUUUUCUGUGUGGGAUGAUUCUCAUUUCAUUGGCCAUCUCUUGUCUUCUGGCUAUGUGCUAUUUUACUUUUUCAACAACAAUGAAUUAUUAUCACAGUUCAAGCAUUCCAAGCAAGAAAGAAGAAACCAUCAUCAGCUCCACAACAAAAUUGUGUCCAGAGGAUACCGCAUCUAAAUCCACCUUGAAGGAAGAAUAGACUCAAUCUACAGUUAGUUUAUGCAUUAACUUCUAUUUAUGGAAAAUUUAUUUUUCAUGUUACAAAGAGGGCUCUUUGUGCUUUUCAACUAAGUAGAUGUUACAUCUCAAGCUAAUAGGUUUAGUUUUCUAUCAGAAUUUUUGACCAAUUUAAAGUUACAGGAAAUUUGCAUCAACCUAUGGCCAUUUUGAUGGUUUCUAGCUACUACAUGAUAGUAAUAUUUUUAAUCUGUUAUUUGUUGUAACAUUUUAAUCAAUAACAAGUAAUCCACCAAAUUGCUUUAAUACAUUUUAAAAUACAAACUGGAUUAGAUAGUUCCUGCUAUUUAAGAAGUUUGAAAAGGCUAGAAACAUUGCGAAAUCCAACAUUAGAGAAGGAAGUAAGUUUUUAUGGCUUGUAAUCAUUGCAUAGAAAUUCUCAUUAAAGUAUUGUGCUUAAAGAGAAACAUGAUCCAUUUCUAGAGGGGGGAGGGAGGGAGAGAUUGAUUGAUUUAACUAGAUUUGGAUUAGGUUUACUAAAAUGAAAGUCACCAAACCUGUUAUGUCCCCUCAUUAUAUUCAACAUAACUUGAAAUUAUUUGCAGAGUGUAUAGUUAUACAGUUAAGACUUAUUUUAAACUAUUGUAGCUUCAUGAUUUUCAUGUUACAGAACUAAAAUG
Mobula hypostoma (lesser devil ray) is the source of this 1466-nucleotide messenger RNA. RefSeq names its product lipid droplet assembly factor 1-A-like. Lineage: Eukaryota; Metazoa; Chordata; Chondrichthyes; Myliobatiformes; Myliobatidae. The coding region runs from base 299 to 808 and encodes 169 amino acids. The transcript is spliced from 5 exons. The record is from RefSeq and is a predicted model, not a curated record.